This is a messenger RNA of Exophiala spinifera, 981 nucleotides long. RefSeq names its product L-lactate dehydrogenase. The record is from RefSeq and is a predicted model, not a curated record. Lineage: Eukaryota; Fungi; Ascomycota; Eurotiomycetes; Chaetothyriales; Herpotrichiellaceae. The transcript has 4 exons. Gene Ontology annotation, biological process: carboxylic acid metabolic process. The coding region runs from base 1 to 981 and encodes 326 amino acids. Gene Ontology annotation, molecular function: oxidoreductase activity, acting on the CH-OH group of donors, NAD or NADP as acceptor.
AUGGACCCUCCACCCAUGGACCCAGAGGUUCCAACCUCCAGAUCUCGCAUUGCUAUCUUGGGUGCUGGUAGUGUCGGCAGCGCUAUAGCCCUAUGCCUCAUCCUUAACCCUGUGGCCAGUGAAGUCCUACUUGUUGACCCGAACACUGCGCAACGAGAUGCUCAAGUCAAAGACCUCGAAGACGCCACAACUUACCAUGGUGCUGUCGGCGGCGGAGGCGUUCGGAUCCGUGCGGGAACUCACAAGGAGGCUGGUCAAUGUGAUAUUGUGGUCAUCAGUGCCGGUGCGAAACAGAGACAUGGUGAGACAAGAACGGCCCUUCUGGGUCGUAACCUUGCAAUUCUGAAAUCCGCUACGAAUGACAUGAAACCGUUUUCAAAGCACACAGUCGUUCUACUUGUGGCCAAUCCAGUCGACGUCUUGACCUAUUUCUGUCAAAAGUUUUCUGGUCUCCCUCAGCAACAAGUUAUCGGGAGUGGUACUUUUCUCGACACCGCACGACUACGAGGGAUCCUUGCAGUAAAGUUGGGUGUGGAUGCGAGCAGUGUGCAUGCAUACGUGCUUGGGGAGCAUGGCGAGAGUCAAAUGGUAGCUUGGUCCUGCGCCACCGUGGGUGCCAUGCCAUUAGACCAAUGCCUUCCGCCGGGUACCGACCUCGACCGCAAAGCAAUUGCUUUGGAGGCAAAGGACAAAGCCGCUAAAAUCAUUGAAGCCAAAGGAGCAACCGCCUAUGGAAUUGGCGCGCUGAGUGCGGCCAUCUGCAAGUCAAUAUUGUUCGAUCAGCGCAUCGUGAGACCUAUCUCCCACUGGAUUGAGGAUCUUGGAUGUUGCUUGAGUCUUCCAGUCGUUCUGGGCCGAAAGGGUAUUGUUCGUUCCCUCAGUAUACCACUGAACAAGGAGGAGCAAGACCUCUUGAUCAGGAGUGCCGACACUUUGAAGCAGCUGAUAGCCGAGGCCGAGGACUCUCAACAGCGGGACUAA